CCUAUUUCCGCCAUCAAGCUCCAAAUAUGCAGCCAAAAUGAAACCGCUGUCUGCGCUUGCCGGCGCCAUCGCCAGGCGAGCGCGGCGCCCAGCGCGCCGCGCCAGCGGUUUCUUAAAGGGAGCCGCCAUCGUUCUCGUGCUGUGCGUCCUUGAGGCGCUGCUGCACGCAUACACGCUCAGGGUCCCGCGCCCACCGCAGGAUCUCGAUGCGCCGUUCUCCAGGCAAUGUCAAGAUCCGCGCAUCGCCGCGGCGAAGCCGCGCGAGAGUGCCGCGCUCGUCAUGCUCGCCCGGAACUCGGAAAUCGAAGAGGCCCGCCAGACGAUCCAGAACAUCGAGGCCCAGUUCAACCGCUGGUUCCACUACCCCGUGGUGUUCCUCAACAACGAGGAGUGGGACCUGGACUUCGUCCGCGAGCUCAACGCCUCGGUGAGCGGCCAGGCCAUAUUUGACGUCAUCCCCAAGGAGGACUGGUCCUACCCCUCCUGGAUCGACCCGGCCAAAGCCCGACAAUCCAUGUCCCUGCAGCAAAAAGCCGGCGUCUGGAACGGCGGCAAGGAAUCCUACCACCACAUGUGCCGCUUCUACUCGGGCACGUUCUACACGCACCCGGCCCUGGCUCCCUUCAAAUGGUACUGGCGGCUGGAGCCCGGCGUGCGCUACACCUGCGCCAUCACGUACGACCCCUUCGUCGAAAUGGCGCGCCACGCCAAGACCUACGGCUUCACCGUCGCCCUGUGGGAAGAGCCCAACACAUGCCCGUCGCUCUUCCGCGCCGUCGACGAUUUCCGCACCCAACACGACAUCCCGCUGACGCCCACCUGGAACGCCAUGCUCGACACCAGCUCCUGGUCGCAGCAGGUCUGGCCCGUCCGCAAGCUGCUGGGCCUGCUCGGCCGCCCACACCACGCCCGCUCCGGCGCGCGCUGGAACCUGUGCCACUAUUGGAGCAACUUCGAGAUCGCGGACCUCGACUUCUUCCGCGGCGACGCCUACCAGGCGCUCUUCCGGCACCUGGACCGCCGCGGCGGCUUUUACCACGAGCGCUGGGGCGACGCGCCCGUCCACUCGCUGGCCGUGCACCUGCUGCUCCCGCCGGGCAGGUUGCACCACUUCGCCGACUUUGGCUACCACCACGAGCCCUUCUUCCAGUGCCCCGGCAACGCCCCCGGUGGCCAGCUGCCCGGCAACGACGCGCUCGGCGACGCCGCCUGGUCGCCCGAGACCGACGGCGCCAUCGGCUGCCGCUGCCAGUGCCCGGACCAGCGCCGGAGGAAUAACCGCGGGGUCUGCCUCGCCGCGAUGCAGGCGCCCGCCGCGUUCCACCGGACUUCCUGGUGGGACCGCUAUCGCGGGCGGUAUCCUUAUACGAUUAAUCUACCUGCGUGAGAGCGCAUGGGGAAAAUGAUUUGGUGCUUUGGCGUGGGAUCUGACAUAUCUUGUAUCUCCUUCUCCUUUGAUAGACGUCCAAUAUAUAUACAGGUGUGUGGGGUACGCUGGGAACCCACAGGGUCGGGUUGUGUCCUUUGGGAUCUCCAUGAACCGAGCCAAGGAUUUUCGCGUGCCCUUGGCAGACAACCCACCGGAGGAGACAGGGGAGAGAAGACGGGUCAA
Thermothielavioides terrestris NRRL 8126 is the source of this 1612-nucleotide messenger RNA. RefSeq names its product glycosyltransferase family 15 protein. The coding region runs from base 38 to 1387 and encodes 449 amino acids. Lineage: Eukaryota; Fungi; Ascomycota; Sordariomycetes; Sordariales; Chaetomiaceae. The record is from RefSeq and is a predicted model, not a curated record. The transcript has a single exon. Gene Ontology annotation, cellular component: membrane; Golgi apparatus. Gene Ontology annotation, biological process: cell wall mannoprotein biosynthetic process; protein N-linked glycosylation. Gene Ontology annotation, molecular function: alpha-1,2-mannosyltransferase activity.